AUGCCGCAUCGCCUCUCCCCAUGCACGCUGACAUGUUCACUGAUCGACUCUCCUCACGAUAGCGAACAACAGCAGACGACACUAGCCAGCCUGGACCCAAGCAAGCCCUCCGCCGACCGAUUUGGUCGCCUGCUACGGUCCGCAAAGGCGCGAUUCCGCUCGCACCUGCGACCCAAGAAGAACGACGAGACGAAAGCCGCCCCACAAAAGAAGGAAUUUGUCAACUUCUCGAGACCGAACGCAAUGGCGUCGUCUCGUCCUCCACAGUCACCUGCCAUCGGCUCCGGCGCCCACAAGUUGAAUCACACCUCCUCGGCCGCUAGCUUCAGCCGAUUUGUUGAGGGUUCCAUGAACGACCGUGUUUCCGCUGCCCCGCCGCCGUCAUACCUGGAGGAUAUGGACGUGGAGGAAUACGAGCGACAGUUUGUUGGCACGCCGGCCACCGAACAUGCUCCAACCAUGGAGCGACACCACACCCGUCAGACUACAACUACUGCUUACGAGCCAUCCGCACCUCCACAAGAAAACGAGCAGGAAGAACAGCAGCCGCCAGCGCAGCCGCCCAUGGGUCACAGUCGCAGCAAGAGCAAGUUCCUCCUCACGCCGCUGUGGGAUGGCGUCCGCGAAAAGUUCAGCCUGAGUCGUAGCAAGUCUUGGGGAGCCAUGGUGAGCGGUAAAGACGCUAUGGGACGGCCCUCUCUGAACACGCAAGCGGACAGCCGAUCAUCGAUACACCGUGGUCGAGGCUCAAUCAUGACGGCGCCUUGCACCCCAUCUGGUGAGACACCACCUCCUGUACCGCCUGUGCCUGUUUUUAGAGGAGCAGCCGCAGCGCUGGCGACGCGCGAUCAAGAGGCGGCCAAGGAAGCAGCCAAAAAGUUCUCAGCCGCCGAUUACCCCACUAAGGAGGAGGUGAUGGAGAGUUACAAGAACUUGGUGGCAUCGGGAUUCUUUGAACAGCACGCUAUUCACGGCACCAGACAUCCCCUCCGAGCCGCCCAAAGCGCGGGCACCGUAUUGAGUAACAGUCCAAUCCGACAUGAUAGUGUUAAUGGUAGGGCUCGCGCCGCCACGACUGCCUUCUCAUCCAGUCGUCCCUCGCCAGUACCCAGCCGUUCAGAAUCGCCAGCUGAGGACCUGAAGCCCUUUGCCGAACAUCUGGCACAGAACAAUGAUGAAAAGAAGUUGCAUGCUAUUUUCACCAGCUUCCAUCGCAAGACAGCGUCAGUACCCGUUAACAACUCGAUGGCCCCACCUCCUCUUCCCUCGCCUUCUAGGGAAGAGCCAACACGUACAAUUGGUUCUGCCUUUGUAAACGACUAUCUUCCUCCACAAACUGAUCCGGUGACUGCCCCAGACUCGCCUUCCCGCGGAACGAAGCGCGGUACUGAUCCCCAUGGUAACAACAUUGAGACCAACGUCGACUACGGCUCGAUCCGCAAGCUGGCCAAGAAGUUGAGGAAAUCACAGUCGAAAAUCGAAUUUGAUGAGCGACCCCCCUCGCCAACCAAGUCCCGUACGUCCGUUUCAAGCUUUCGAUCCGCCGCCGCGUCCGUCAUGUCGGCUCCAGUCGCCAUCAAAAACAAGUCUUUCAUAUUUGGCUCCAAGGAUAAGGGGAAGGCCAGGGAGAGCAUGGAGAGUAGGCCAGCCACGAGCGCUGGGCUGAAGGGUGGCUUUUUGUCAGAAGAAGGCGCUGCUUCUUUCUUCUCCCCUCUUCGCCAGGCCACCGGCUUGGACGACGCGAUAUCUAUUGCCACUCCGGUCCGCCCUGGCCAGGCAAGGAUAACCAAGGUACCCAAAAGCCCGUCUUCCUUAUCUUUGAGAAAAGGGUUUCUCGGCUUUGUUCGCAGGCGUAAUAGUGUCAGCCACAAGUCCCAAAGGGGCGUGGAAGAGCAGUCGACAAGGUGCCAUCGUCCGAGCGCGAGUGAAGCGAUGCCAGUGACGACAAAUACCUACGUACAUGCCAAUGGUUAUCGGAGAGAGGAGGAGGACAGCAUGAACCUUAGAAGGGACAGGGACGAGGAUGAUGCUAUGAUCAUAGACUCUCCUGAACCCGAGUACCAACUGGCAGCAUCAUCGAAUCACCCGGGAACUCCCCAACGACCAUCAACCAGUGCCUCGACAACAACACCCGUCAGCAUACCCAGAUUUCACUACCCGAAGCCGACACAGCAACCUCAAAGCGUAUCACCACUAAAGACUAGGCCACAGCCCAACCGUGCGCCACCACCAGUACCUGGAUAUGGCCUCGGUGACGAACUGGUGGCCAAGGAGAGAAACUCAGGCGACAACGGAAGUGUAAGUGGGAUUGUCAGCCACCGCGAUUCGGGCCUGGGCGGAGCAGGAGAGGAUGUUGAAAAUAUUCACAGGGUAUGGUGA
Messenger RNA from Neurospora hispaniola, 2379 nucleotides. RefSeq lists its product as uncharacterized. The record is from RefSeq and is a predicted model, not a curated record. The transcript has a single exon. Lineage: Eukaryota; Fungi; Ascomycota; Sordariomycetes; Sordariales; Sordariaceae. Bases 1 to 2379 code for a protein of 792 amino acids.